AUGAAGACUGGGAAUGCGUCCAUCAGGGAUCGGACGCAGGAGUUUCUGGGGAUAGCGGAGAGGUUGAAGAAGCCGUUCGCCGCACAUAAUGGGCCGAGCAGCAGCGGAUCGAAGCGGGAGGAGCCGCCGCGGUCGGCAGCGGCGCUGCAGUCGGAGUUCAAUCGGAGGGCGUCGAGGAUUGGGUUCGAGAUCCACCAGACGUCUCAGAAGCUAGCUAAGCUGGCUAAAUUGGCAAAGAGGACAUCGGUUUUUGAUGACCCCACCAUGGAAAUCCAGGAGCUAACUGCAGUUAUUAAGCAGGAUAUAACAGCCCUUAGUUCUGCGGUGGUCGAUCUCCAGCUUCUCAGCAGCUCACGCAAUGAAAGUGGGCAGAUGUCCACUGACACCACCUCUCAUUCCACAACCGUUGUUGAUGAUUUGAAAAAUCGACUGAUGAGCACGACAAAAGAGUUCAAGCAUGUCCUGACCAUGCGAACUGAGAAUUUGAAGGUCCAUGAAAACAGGCGACAGUUGUUCUCUUCCUCAGCUUCAAAGAAUCCAACGAAUCCUUUCAUUCGUCAGCGUCCUUUGGCGACAAUGUCCGCUGCCGGAACAUCAUCAGCACCUCCUCUUCCGUGGGGGAACAGUAGAGAUACUUCAUCCCCAAUGCUCCCCAAGAAUCAAGUGGAUGGGGGGAAUCUCAGCCAUUACUACAUCAGCAACGAAACCAACAACAACAGCAAGUGGUUCCGUUACAAGACAGUUACAUGCAGAGCAGAGCCGAGGCUCUUCAGAACGUGGAGUCAACUAUUCAUGAGCUGA
Molecule: messenger RNA, 801 nt
Organism: Striga hermonthica
Lineage: Eukaryota; Viridiplantae; Streptophyta; Magnoliopsida; Lamiales; Orobanchaceae
Source: the annotation of a GenBank genome assembly